AUGGCGAGCAAAGACGAGAAAAAGUGUGAUUCAACGAAAUCAGAUACAGCAGCAGAGGAAGGAGUGGAUAUGAUCAGUGAUUUACCUGAUGGCGUAAUUUGUCACAUACUUUCGUUUCUUCCAACCAUUGAUGCGAUGAAGACCAGUGUUCUGUCCAGCAGAUGGAGAUAUCUUUGGACCUCGGUCUUUACUCUUCGGUUUUAUGAUUAUAAUUUUUAUCGUGAGCCUCCUAUGUUGCACGAAGAGAAAGAAGAAGUUAUUAGCAAUAUCUUCGCUGGACGAAGAGUAAAAAGCAUAAAACGCCUUUCUAUCAUGGGAGCAUCUAGAAAUACCUUGUCCCCAGUCAUGGUAUCAACAUUGCUUUCCGAAGCCGUGUCCCAAAAAGUUGAGGAGAUAAACUUCCACUACCGAAUGUAUCUUCCGUUUUAUACUCUUCCCAACUCACUUCUCACUUGCCAAACCCUCAAAUCCCUCAAACUAUCAUUCCGUUUCCAAAUGUUUUUAAACCCCAUGUUAUCCAUUCGUCUUCCUUCACUCAAGCUUUUGCAUCUUAUUCUAUUUAAAGAUUCAGGAUGCAUGGCGUGGUUUAUACGUGGCUGUCCAGCCCUUGAAGAGCUUCUCUAUAAGGAUCUGUUUAUCAUUAAAAACCAAUGUUCUCGUUAUUAUAUGAAAAACAUAACUUUUCCUUAUUAUCUCAAAAAGCUAAACCAUGAUCAGUAUCUUGAUAAAAAAAGGGAGCAUAUUGACUCUCUUCACCCUCCCACUCAAGUUGGUAACAUGCCUGAUUUGGUACAAGCAGUUGUUAAUGUCAAAUUUGGAGAAGAAUGUGCGUCUAUGUUUUUCAAUGUGAUUCGUCAGACUAGAUUUUUGACGCUUUCUUGCCAUACAAUCAAGACCAUGCUCAUGCCUUCUGUUGGCGUUGGAUUUCCAGAAUUUCUCAAUUUGGUUCAUCUACAUAUUUGUUUAUGCAACAUUAGAUUUGAUUUUCUAAUUAAAUUACUUGCAAAAUGCCCCAUACUUGGAAGUCUUGAAAUUUUUCAUAACGAGCUACCUUACUCCUCUAUCUCAUUCGUAUUUGAUGAUUGGGAAAGUUGUACAUACUCAUCUGAUAACUCUGAACAUCGUGAAGUAGAAGCAGAGUGGACACGUUUAACAAGACCAAUUACUUGUCUUAGCUCGCACCUUACCGCGUUUACAUUUAGAGGAUGUGGUCUCUCCCAAGAUGAUCUGCAAUUUAUCAAGUUUAUUUUAGAAAAUGCAAAGGAGAUUCUAGGAAAUAAAAUUCUUUCCAACCAGUCAAUAUUAGCACUUCUAGAUGGAGGUUUUGUUCUGGAUUAG
Messenger RNA from Sphenostylis stenocarpa, 1338 nucleotides. The record is from the annotation of a GenBank genome assembly. NCBI's taxonomy places the organism in Eukaryota, Viridiplantae, Streptophyta, Magnoliopsida, Fabales, Fabaceae.